Messenger RNA from Coccinella septempunctata (seven-spotted ladybird), 812 nucleotides. Its product is annotated as protein D3-like. The record is from RefSeq and is a predicted model, not a curated record. NCBI's taxonomy places the organism in Eukaryota, Metazoa, Arthropoda, Insecta, Coleoptera, Coccinellidae. Bases 117 to 752 code for a protein of 211 amino acids. The transcript has a single exon.
AUAGACAACGUUUGAUUACAAUCGCAAUUCAAAAUUCGAAAUUGCCAAACUAUUUUUUUCAUGAAGUGUUUUGGACAUAAAUGUCAAAAUGAAUAAAAAUUCCAGUGCAGAAUAAAAUGAACAAAAUAAUCUAUUCCAGGAUAUUUCCAAGCCUCAAACUCAUCUUGAAAAGAUCAUGCCAUUGUCACUGUGGUCCAGCAACGCCCCCACAAAGAUUCACUUGUUGCGGGCUAGUUCCAGAGUUACUUGGAAAGGCCCCAUGUGAAUCACUUAUCGUGUCCUAUAGGAGGGUGUGUGCAGACUUAGGAAACGAAUUAAAUCCGAUCGAUUGCAAGGAUGAACCCAUCGUAAAGUGGUGUGCUAAUCCCGACAAGCUCUAUACCCUCUUCAUGCUAGACCCUGAUGCUCCUUGCAGGGUGAUGCCGGCUUCUAGAAGCUGGUUACAUUGGUUGGUGGGCAACAUCCCUUGCGGAUCAAUCGAAAGAGGAAGAACUAUUGCAUCAUACGUUGGUCCUGCACCACCAAGAAACACCGGAUAUCAUCGAUAUGUGUUUCUGGUAUACCAACAAUGUUGUGAAAUCAAUUUUCAAGAGAAGUUCAUCUCAAACUGUUGCGUUGAGGGGCGGCCUAAGUUCAGUUUACAGUGUUUUGUACAAAGGUACAGUUUGGGCGAACCCCAGGCAGGAAAUUUCUUCAAAGCCGAGUGGGACUGCUACGUCGAAAAUAUAAAUCGUCAAUUGGGUUUAAAAUAAUCAUGGAAUUUUAUGUAUUCAAUAUGCUGAGCGACAAAUACACUGUUUUGUUUGUCGUUA